CUCCACUUAGUCCUCUGACUUGAGUGAAGCCACUUCCGGCUUUCUCUGGCGCCUGCCGCAGUUCUCUUCCGGGUGAUGGCGGCCGGUGCCCCGGACGUAGCCCGGGUGAAAACCUCUCUUUUUCUUUCUUCUCCACCUCCUGUGGAUCCUUAGCUUGGGGAAGGCCCCUCUGUGCAGUCAUGCCAAAGAGGAAAGUGACUUUCCAAGGCGUGGGAGAUGAGGAUGAUGAGGAUGAAAUCAGUGUCCCCAAGAAGAAGCUGGUGGAUCCUGUGACUGGGGCAGGGGGUCCUGGGAGCCGCUUCAAAGGCAAACACUCUUUGGACAGCGAUGAGGAGGACGAUGAUGAUGAGGGGUCCCGCAAAUAUGACAUCCUGGCCUCAGAGGAUGUGGAAGGUCAGGAAGCAGCCACACUCCCCAGUGAGGGAGGUGUGCGGAUCACACCCUUCAACCUGCAGGAGGAGAUGGAGGAAGGCCACUUUGAUGCCGAUGGCAACUACUUCCUGAACCGGGAUGCUCAGAUCCGAGACAGCUGGCUGGACAACAUUGACUGGGUGAAGAUCAGGGAGCGGCCACCUGAUCAGCACCCGCCGUCUGACUCAGAGGAAGAGGACAGCCUGGGCCAGACCCCAAUGAGUGCCCAAGCUCUCCUGGAGGGCCUUCUGGAGCUGCUAUUGCCAAGAGAGACAGUGGCUGGGGCACUGAGGCGUCUGGGGGCCCGAGGAGGAGGCGGCAAAGGGGGCAGCAAGGGGGCUGGGCGGCCUAGUUCCCCCCAGCGCUUAGAUCGGCUCUCCGGGUUGGCUGACCAGAUGGUGGCCCGGGGCAACCUUGGUGUAUAUCAGGAGACAAGGGAACGGUUAGCCAUGCGGCUGAAGGGGUUGGGGUCCCGGACCCAGGGACCCCCUGAACCCACGCCCCCACCCUCUCUGGACAUGUUUGCUGAGGAAGUGGCAGAGGGGGAGCUGGAGACUCCAACCCCUACCCAGAGGGGAGAAGCAGAGUUGCCGGGAGAUGGUCUGGUGGACGUGAUGUGGGAGUAUAAGUGGGAGAACACGGGAGAUGCUGAGCUUUACGGGCCCUUCACCAGCACCCAGAUGCAGACCUGGGUGAACGAAGGCUACUUCGCAGAUGGUGUUUAUUGCCGGAAGCUGGACCCUCCCGGUGGACAGUUCUACAACUCCAAACGCAUUGACUUUGACCUCUACACCUGAGCCUGCCGAGGGCCCAGUUUGGUGUCCCCUUCUUUCCUGGACUCUCUGGAGGAGGCCCCAGCUGCCUCAGGCAGUGAGGAUUUUGGGGGCCAUUUUUCAGUCAAUUUUCCUUUCCCAAUAAAAGCCUUUAGUUGUAUAUCAGGGCCUUGGCUGUGCUGAUGGCCAGAAGCCAAGGCCCUUCGUAGCCCCUUUGGACUCGCCUCAUGAGUGUUUCCUCAUGAAGUCCCUUCUUGGGAGUUUCUGGUCACUUGAACCACCUCACCUUUGUGUACCACUCCUGGGGCAGAGCCAGGGUUCCCAGGUGGCCUGUGGCGGCCCCACCUUCACUGUGCUCACCAUGUAAAAAAUCCCUUUGCUCACGUGCUGUUCUCCAGUAUUCUCGGAGCAGGCUUCCUGUUUUGCUGUUCUUAGGCUUCGGCUUUUAGAACCCCAGCGUCUGUCUUUGCGGCCAGUAAAAGAUAGAGCACCAGAA
Ailuropoda melanoleuca (giant panda) is the source of this 1680-nucleotide messenger RNA. RefSeq names its product CD2 cytoplasmic tail binding protein 2 (gene CD2BP2). Bases 180 to 1208 code for a protein of 342 amino acids. The record is from RefSeq and is a predicted model, not a curated record. The transcript is spliced from 7 exons. Gene Ontology annotation, cellular component: U5 snRNP. NCBI's taxonomy places the organism in Eukaryota, Metazoa, Chordata, Mammalia, Carnivora, Ursidae. Gene Ontology annotation, molecular function: protein binding.